Molecule: messenger RNA, 1494 nt
Organism: Solea senegalensis (Senegalese sole)
Lineage: Eukaryota; Metazoa; Chordata; Actinopteri; Pleuronectiformes; Soleidae
Gene: mzt1
Product: mitotic spindle organizing protein 1
Exons: 3
Coding region: 229-450 (73 amino acids)
Biological process (GO): gamma-tubulin complex localization; mitotic spindle assembly; microtubule nucleation by interphase microtubule organizing center
Cellular component (GO): interphase microtubule organizing center; centrosome; gamma-tubulin ring complex
Source: RefSeq, a predicted model, not a curated record
UCCUCUACCAGUUCCGCUAUUGAGUUUAGCAGACCAGACAGAAUAGCGGCCACUAUUCUUUUCCUCAUUUAUAACAUUUAGAAAGCGUAUUGUAUUGCAUAUGAUCAAUUUUCUGUCUUACUGAACUCAGUUUAAUAAUUUAAUUGGCUUAUAUACAGUUAGACACCUAAUUAAGUCGUUUUUGUUAGCCUCCCGCUAGUUAGCCUUGGCUAACUACUCAUUGAAAACAUGGCAAGUGCAGCAAAUAGCAACCUAAAUGCAGUCCGGGAGACAAUGGACGUGCUGCUGGAGAUCUCCAGGUUGCUGAAUACUGGUUUGGACAUGGAGUCUUUGUCUAUAUGUGUGAGACUGUGUGAACAAGGCAUCAACCCUGAGGCCCUGUCUUCUGUCAUCAAAGAGCUGCGUAAAGCCUCAGAGUCCCUCAAGGCUUCUGAAAACUCCACAAACUGAAAGUGAAAACCAAACACCUCAGUGUGGGACUUAAAAUGAUCCUGGGAUCUGUACUAACCAUGGCCUCCACAGCCACAGUCAGAUUUGUGUUUGUGUUGGCGGUCUUCACCCGUCAGUGACAAGCAUGUUUCUAUUCUGCCUAUUUGACUCAAGCCCGAUUUUUUGUGUCGUGGUAUUGACCCAGGUCUUCCUUUGAAAUGGUCUUCUCCAAACAUGAAUGUGAACAGAGUAUUUUUGUCUCAAAUGUAGACCUGUUCAAAGUUUCCCCCAACAACAUUUGUGCACUUUAAGUUCACAGACGUGUUAGUGUUGUUGUCCUGCCUUAAUUUAUUUUUUGAACUUGUGUGGAACUUUUCAUAAUGAUGUUUUUUUUUUUACCCUUUUUUGUCUAUAAUUUCAGAGCUUUUGUAUUGAUUUUGAAUUAGGUAAUGCAGGAUUUUAAUCCUUCUGCCAUUUUUGUUGUGCAUUCAACCUUCAACCAUCAACGAUGGAACCAAAAAAUCGAAAUAAAAAAAGUUGCAGUCAACAGCCACUAGGUGGUGGUGUCAUCCCUAUUACAGUCUGGGGGACACUGCUGAAGGUCUUCAUUGGUUGUUUGUGUCCAACUGUGCAAGUUUCUGUCUUGAUUCAUCAAAAGUAAUUUAAAUGCAAUCAUUUUGGCAGGUGCAAGGACUUUUAAAUCACAUUUUAAGUAUAAAUAUAUCUCCCUUUUUCUGUGUUGAUCCCAUUUUAGAAGAUUUUCCCCUAGUGAUACUCCUUCUGGUCCCUUGUCAUUAGAAAUAUCCCAGGCAUUUUACAAAGGAAACAAUAUUUCCUGUCAUACUAGGUGAAAGGAGCACAUGAAGAGGUGGGCAAUUGCACAGUACAAAAACAGACCGUGCAGGAGUGAUCACACCCACAGCUAACAUACCUCACAAAAGAGACGACAUAAACAGAGGUCAUUCAUUACAGCAGAAAUUGCUCCAAAAUCCUUUACUGCCGUUGUGUAAAAAACUGAGGUAUAUUGCAAACUUGACAAAAUAAACCCAUCUUUGUUCAAGCAGA